Staurois parvus is the source of this 1000-nucleotide messenger RNA. Lineage: Eukaryota; Metazoa; Chordata; Amphibia; Anura; Ranidae. The record is from the annotation of a GenBank genome assembly.
AUGCAUCCGAUCCUACAUGAGCCUAAAUAUGCUCCACUCCAUAGUAGCUCAGAAGCCAUUCGCAGAGCUUGUCUUCCAGCACCACAACUUCAAGGCAAUCUCUUUGCUGGUUUUGAUGAAACUUUACUGAGAGGAGCUGAAGCUUUGGCAGCCGUGGAUAUUGUUUCACAGAAAACACAUCCGUUUAAACCAGAUGCCACGUACCACACCAUGAGCAGUGUCUCUUGUACUCCAACCUCUUCCACAGUGCAUCUGCAUCACCCUUCCGUCUUAACAACCCACCAUUCACAUCAUCAUCAUCAUCAUCACCAGCCCUCACAAGGUUUAGACGGGGACCUUCUAGAUCACCUAAAUCCUGCCCUUGCUUUAGGAGGCGUCCCAGGACCAGAUGUUGGAACGACACCCCUCCCAUCCACACACCCAUAUGUCUGCCAUUAACCACAUGGCCCACCACACUCAGUCUAUGAACAUCUCUCAUAACCAUACAUUGGCAACUCACACAGCAAUGUCCUGCUCUGAGAGUGAAACAGACCCAAGAGAACUUGAAUCCUUUGCUGAAAGAUUCAAACAAAGGAGAAUAAAACUUGGUGUGACACAGGCUGAUGUUGGAUCUGCCUUGGCCAACCUGAAGAUCCCAGGUGUUGGUUGUCUCAGCCAAAGCACCAUUUGCAGGUUUGAGUCCCUCACAUUAUCUCAUAACAAUAUGGUGGCCUUAAAGCCUAUUUUGGAAGCUUGGCUAGAGGAGGCCGAAAGAGCACAGAGGGAAAAAAUGACCAAACCUGAAAUCUUUACUGGGGGAGACAAAAAACGCAAACGUACUUCCAUUGCUGCCCCAGAAAAACGAUCACUAGAAGCUUAUUUUGCUGUUCAGCCAAGACCUUCUUCAGAGAAGAUAGCAGCAAUAGCUGAAAAACUAGACUUAAAAAAGAAUGUAGUUCGUGUCUGGUUUUGUAAUCAAAGGCAGAAACAGAAAAGAAUGAAAUUUUCUGCAACAUACUGA